Molecule: messenger RNA, 2654 nt
Organism: Meriones unguiculatus (Mongolian gerbil)
Lineage: Eukaryota; Metazoa; Chordata; Mammalia; Rodentia; Muridae
Product: cytochrome P450 2G1
Exons: 9
Coding region: 92-1576 (494 amino acids)
Biological process (GO): xenobiotic metabolic process
Cellular component (GO): intracellular membrane-bounded organelle; cytoplasm
Molecular function (GO): oxidoreductase activity, acting on paired donors, with incorporation or reduction of molecular oxygen, reduced flavin or flavoprotein as one donor, and incorporation of one atom of oxygen; iron ion binding; heme binding
Source: RefSeq, a predicted model, not a curated record
UCCAUGGGGUCAGAUUUCAGCAAAAGCUGAUCUCCUAGAAGCUAUUUAGGCAAGAUCUGGGACCAAGGACACAAGCCGUUGACUUAGCACCAUGGCACUGGGAGUAGCCUUCAGCAUUUUUUUGGCACUCUUGUUGUCUUACCUGCUCAUCUUGAUCUCCUGGAAGCUAACUAGUAAAGGAGGAAAGCUGCCCCCUGGACCCACACCAAUACCGUUUUUGGGGAACCUGUUACAAGUCCACAUUGAUGGCCCACUUCAGUCCUUCCUGAAGCUCCAGAAAAAAUAUGGCUCUGUGUUCACUGUGUACUUUGGUCCGAGGCCAGUGGUUAUCUUAUGUGGACAUGAGGCAGUGAAGGAAGCCCUAGUAGACCAGGCAGAUGACUUCAGUGGCCGUGGUGAAAUGCCUACAAUAGAGAAGAAUUUCCAAGGUCAUGGUUUAGGUAUGUCCAGUGGAGAACGAUGGAAGAUUCUCCGGCGUUUUUCCCUGACUGUCCUUCGAAACUUUGGGAUGGGGAAGCGGAGCAUUGAGGAAAGGAUCCAGGAGGAAGCUGGCUACCUACUGGAGGAAUUCCAUAAAACCAAGGGUGCUCCCAUAGACCCCACCUUGUACCUGAGCCGCACUGUAUCCAAUGUCAUCUGUUCCGUUGUGUUUGGGAAACGCUUCGACUAUGAGGACAAGCUUUUCCAGAGCCUAAUGAAGAUGAUCAACGAGAGCUUUGUGGAGAUGAGCAUGCCCUGGGCACAGUUAUAUGACAUGUAUGGGAGAGUCCUGCAGUAUUUUCCAGGAAGACACAACCACCUCUAUAACUUGAUAGAAAACCUUAAGGACUUCAUUGCAUCCAGGGUCAAGAUCAAUGAAGCAUCCUUCGACCCCUCAGACCCUAGGGACUUCAUUGACUGCUUUCUCAUCAAGAUAUAUGAGGAUAAAAGCAACCCCCACUCAGAAUUCAACCUCAAGAACUUGGUCCUCACCACCCUUAACCUCUUCUUUGCUGGCACGGAAACGGUGAGCUCCACAUUGCGCUAUGGAUUCUUGCUGCUGAUGAAGUAUCCCCAGGUGGAGGCCAAGAUUCUCGAGGAGAUUAACCAGGUGAUCGGAAUGCACCGUGCUCCAAAACUGGAUGACCGGGCUAAGAUGCCGUACACUGAUGCCGUCAUCCAUGAGAUACAGAGGAUGACAGAUGUUGUGCCCCUGGGUGUCCCCCAUAAUGUCACACGGGACACUCAUUUCCGAGGCUACUUUCUGCCCAAGGGUACGGAUGUGUAUCCACUGAUUGGCUCGGUCCUCAGAGAUCCCAAGUACUUCCGAUACCCGGAUGCUUUUUAUCCUCAGCAUUUUCUGGAUGAGCAGGGACACUUCAAGAAGAAUGACGCCUUUGUGGUCUUUUCCUCUGGAAAGCGCAGAUGCGUGGGGGAGGCGCUGGCCAACAUGGAGCUUUUCAUCUACUUCACCUCCAUCCUUCAGAAGUUCUCUUUAUGGUCCCUAGUGCCUCCUGCUGAGAUUGACAUCGCUCACAGGAUCUCUGGCUUUGGCAACAUCGCCCCCAUCUACAAGCUCUGCCUGGUGGCCCGCUGAGGGCACUGCCAGGCCAGCGAAGAGCCCCCUUAGCUGAGCACUGCUGGAGUUCACAUACACCCAUUCUUCCCAUCUCUCUCCCACUCUCCCUGCUCUCUCUCAAUCCUCCUUUCACUUUCAAGAAAAGUCACUCUUACUGUGCUGAGACCAUGGGUCAGGAGAGGUGUCUGGAAAAACAGGCUGGAUGGAUAAAACAGGGCUCUAGCCACAGUUUGGGGAAAAGCUUAAAGGUUUAAUUAAAUUCACUGAUUUGUUUUUCAACCUUGGUCUCAGUCCGAACCAAACUCUUACAGACUCUGUGUAUUUUCAUGGUCCUUUGGGUCUUUGCCCUGGUAGUGACCAGAAUGUACUCCAUGGUUGCUUUUCUUUCUCCUCCCCAAUAAAGAACUCAAGACUGUUGACCCUAACAAGUUUCCUGUGUAUCUGUUGUCUCGGGAAAUAACCAAGGGAUGAGACACCUAAGCAGGGUGCCAGGAAGUAGCUUAUUGUUGUGAACAACAGGCCCCCUAAUAUCCCCUCCACAUAGCAACCCAGAGUGACAUGUACUUUGGUUGGCCGUAUUAAGCUUGUGGAACAUAAUAUAAUAAAACUGCCCCUGCCAAAACAGAAGUUAAUCAUGAGCAGAAGUUUUUCAGUGCAGAAGGGAGGGUGGAGGUUAGUUUCAGAGGAGAUACAGUGAGCACCCACAGGGUGCUGACCUGGUCUUUUCUUCCUUUGGCUUCAGAGAGUGUCUUCUACCUCAAGGUGAAGUGUAAAAGAGUAGUUGAAAUGGGCUUUCUGACUCAGCAAUUUCCUGUUUCAGGGCGAGAUCCUGGCUGGCAUCGGGCAUCUUGCUGGCUUCCUGCCUAUCCUCACUGUCACCUCUCCUGCUAGCGGCUCUUACCUCAACUCCCAGCUCUACACAUCUGCAUUCUGUUUUGAAUAUACCUCAGUUUUUCAUGGCUUCUGUCUCCACAGUUCUAUCAGCAUGUUCAAAGUUGGUGAAACACCCUCUCUUAUUUCACUAAGUCAGUCGAUACUUAUCAAAUGUAUAGUGUGUGUCAGUAUCCAUCGGUGAAUAAAACAAGCAAAAACUCUC